Oikopleura dioica is the source of this 3465-nucleotide messenger RNA. NCBI's taxonomy places the organism in Eukaryota, Metazoa, Chordata, Appendicularia, Copelata, Oikopleuridae. The record is from the annotation of a GenBank genome assembly.
AUGGAUCAACGAGCAGUUCAACAACUUUUGCUCCAGCAGCUUCAAUCUACUGGAGCUUCUGAAGAGGCGCAAUCUGUUCCUCAACCAGAGCUCAACAGCCUGGCUCUCCAAGCGCGUCACUGGGCCGUAGCUCAGCAGCGAAAACAAGAAUACGAUGAGCAACAGCGACAGCAGCAAGCGCAAUGGGAAGCUCAAAAGCAGCGUCAGGAGUAUCAGCGUCAAAUGCAACUCCAACAGCAGCAGCAACAACAAAGAAAUCAUCAAAAUCGGGGUGGAAUGUGGCCUAAUCACCAGGACCAGCAUCAGCAGUACCAGCCUCGAGGAUUUAAUGGCAACCAUUCAUAUCAACAACGCCCAAGACAUGGAGGAAAUCAUCCCGGAAGAGGCAAUUACCAGCAGAAUCACCAGCAACAGAAUCAGCCUCGCUUUCAAAAUACCCCUCGCUUUGAGCCGCAAUUCAAUCCACAAAGACACAAUGCUCCCACUCAGCGACGACCAAGUCAUAAUAACUCUUACUCUCAGAAUCGCCCGACUCCGCAAAGAAAUCAAAUUCCAAAGGAUCUAACUGCCGAUCCUGAUCAGGCGAAAAACUUGCCCAAGUGGAUGAAAGAAGAAAUCGCACGAAUUCAGUCGACAAAGCCAGUUGAGGACCUAAAAGAAAUGGAAACGCACCAAAACGAAGACCUUCAGAAGCUUGCUGACGCUAGUUCUGAUGAAAAUGAAGAAGAAGAGGAAGAAGAUUGGAAAGAAGAAGUUCGAAAAUUAUCGAAAGAUCAACAGGAAUCCGAUCCAGAAUUGUCUGACUCAGAAGAUGUCCUCAUUCGUAAGUUAACCCCGGAACAAAUCCAGGAUGUCAAGACUGAUAUUCUACGCUCUUCUCUUCAAAACAUUCUCCUUUCGGUAACGGAUGAUUUUAUCGGUAAAAUUUGUCGCAACGCUCUCAGCCGAGCCAGCUCGGGGCAAAACACCUCUAAAAGCCAAAAUUCGGCAGGGUUAGGUGGACUGAUGGGUUACGGCUCCGGCUCCUCGGAUGACUCUGAUGAUGAGGAGUCUGAUAAAAAUGACUCCGACUGGUCCGUCGACUCUGAAAAAAUCCGUAAAAAGCGCAAAAUCUUUGAUCGUGAGCAAAGAAAGCGACUUAAGCAAUUCAACAUAGGGUCGGAGGAUAGCUCAAGUACAGACGAUGAAUCUCAGGAAUCAUCGAGGACCGCAAGCGCUCUAGGCGCAGUAGAUCUCGCAGUAAUUCGAGGUCUAACCGCGAUUACAGGGAGAAAAAGGCACGCGAGAGAAAAUCUCGGCGGCACUGAAUUGGGUCCGCAGACUGUGAGAGUCGGCGGACACGUUUACGCCGUCAAUAUCACCAAAAGCCAGAUGGAAGCGCGGAAUAUCGACAGAGAGCGAGCGCGCCAGCUCAGUCGGGAAACAUCACGGAGGCGGCGCGCUUUGCAAGACCGCCGAGCUCAGAUGGAAGCCAAAGAGGAAGCCGCCCGUAAAUCUGAACUGCAAAAGCGUCGAGAACGCCAGCGUGAUGUGACCGAGCGAUACCAGCGUGGAAUGAUCCCCAUGCGCCGUCGAUUUGGUUCGCCGCUACUGCAGAAGAGCUACACCGCUCCGGAACUCAAUGUACAGCAGAAUUUACACAGUUUGUCUGACACCCGCUUCCAAAGUCCCUUUGCUUCUGGCCGAAAAGAUUUAACAGAAGAAGAUGCCAUCAAAGCUGCUCAAUCGAGAAAAGCUUAUUUCGACAAUCUGACUAAGCGCGCUAGAACUCCUUCGGCGACGAAAAGAGAAGAGAUCCCGAAUCCGAUGCCAAGCUCAAGACAAGCAGCAGUGCGACGAAGGCAUUCACAAGAAGUUCAGGAGCUUUCUGAUUUCGUUCCGAAGCCACCUCUCUAUCCAAAGCCUAAAUCAGCAUGGAAUGAUUCCGAUCGUCGCGUUCCACCAGAAGAAGAUUCCUAUAAAGAUGCCUCGGUAGAAGAUGAAAUCGACGAGGUAGAGGAUUCAUCAGACGAUGAUCAAGCAGAAUCAAUCGAGGAUGAAACGAUUCAAGAAACGAAUGAAAACGAAACCUUUGAUGUCGAGCCAGAAAAAGCUCACCUCGUUAUCAACCGCUGCUCAACCCCAGAAGUGGAGGAUGCGCCUGUGAAAAUCGUCAAGCCAGCUCCACCAGUAACAGUGACAGCGACAGUUCAAGUCCCAUCGCCUCCGAAUGGAAGCAGACCUAACGCAGUCGAUCCGAGGAAGCAAAAUUUGUUGAAGAAGCUCUCUGACUCAUCUAUAAAGGCUGAAUCAGUUAUUGAAUUCAACUCAAUGUCGAGGAUCAACGAGACUGUUGAGGAGGUUCCGAAAGUGACAGCUAUACAGCCAAAAGGAAUUCUGAAAAAGAAGAGGUCUCAGAGAAGAGUCGUUUCAGCAGCAGGAAAUCGUGGCAUCAUCGCAGCAUCAAUUCGGGACUCAUUGGAGAUGUCGAAAAAAGCUGUCGAGGAUGAAAAAGUGGAGGCUCCAAGAAACGUGCGAUGGGACAAGCUGUAUUACAACGAUAACACAACCGCUGAAUUUGGUGCUGAUGGUAAAGCAGUAACAGCCGAAGAAAAGACUAAGAAAAAGAAUCCCCGUCGAGUCAAGCUGAAAAACUCGAAGAGUUCGAUCGACAAGAAGAGCUCGACGAAAUCAAGCUCGCCGAGUUCAAAAGCACCGUCAAAAGUGAAGAAAGCAAAGAAGGCGCCAAAAGUGACCGUUACUCCUCAACCGCCUCCAUCGCAAAUGCAAUCUUAUCAUUCUGCUUAUUCAGUGACACCGUUCCCAUCAUCAGGCACUCAGCUUAAAACUGACUAUCCUCAGUACCAACCAGCACCUCCCAAAGUCCCUCGACCAGAUCCAGUCUCGAGAACGCCAAUGCCACCGACAGUUCCUAAGCCGUUGAUUUCAAGGACACAGAUUUUGAGAACGAAGAAAACAGCCCCUGUGACGAAUCCAGUUAAAGUCAUGCACCCGAAGCAGUCCAGGCCUGAUCAGCGAAUGAUGAUUAACUCCAACAAUCAGACCAAUAUCAAUAUCGGAAGUGUAGAAAUCUCACCAGAACCUGCUCUCAACCGAACUCCAACUGAUAAUGAUAUCAACUGGCUCUGGGAGCGAGUACGAGCCGUGCUAGAAAGUCAGCAACAAAAACGACCAAAGAGUUCAACGGUUUACCGACCAAAACCAUCGAGUAAUCCAACAAUGUCCAAGACCCGUCCGCAUUCUGCGCAUGUUCUUGAUUCCAACCAAGCCUUCCUCGUAGCUGAGCAUUUGGCGCAGCAGGGUAUUCCCAACGAUCGAAUAAUGACCGUGUUGAAUCCAGCUACGACGACAAUCUCGAUGGAAGAAGCACAGAUUGAGCAGUCGCUUCAGAGACUUGAUGAAAGACUACAUAACAUCCAAGAAAACGUAGGAUACAACGGUAUCGUCUUCCACAAUCGCCAUUGA